Molecule: messenger RNA, 930 nt
Organism: Closterium sp. Naga37s-1
Lineage: Eukaryota; Viridiplantae; Streptophyta; Zygnematophyceae; Desmidiales; Closteriaceae
Source: the annotation of a GenBank genome assembly
AUGAACGCGCACGCUGCAAACGAUUGCUCCCCAUUACCUCUUCCCGCCUCCCCGUUUCCCCUUCCCGCCUCCCCAAUUCCCCUUCCCGACACCCCAUUUCCUCUUCCCGCUCCCCAUUACCCCUUCGCGCCUCCUCGUUUCCCCUUCCCGCUCCCCAUUACCCCUUCCUGCCUCUGCAAUUCCCCUUCCCGCCACCCCAUUUCCUCUUCUCGCUCCCCAUUAUCCCUUCCCGCCUCCUCGUUUCCCCUUCCCGCUCCCCAUUACCCUUUCCCGCCUCCCCAAUUCCCCUUCCCGCUCCCCAUUACCCCUUCCCGCCUCCCCAAUUCCCCUUCCCGCUCCCCAUUACCCCUUCUCGCCUCCCCAAUUCCCCUUCCCGCUCCCCAUUACCCCUUCCCUCCUCCCCGUGACCCCUUCCCGCUUCCCCAUUACCCCUUCCCACUCCCCAUUUCCCCUUCCCGCCUCCCCAAUUCCCCUUCCCGCCUCCCCGCUUCCCCUUCCCACUCCCGAUUAUCCCUUCUCGCCUCCCUUCUCAAACUGCCGAACACACAUCACAGUCGCCGCCCGAUCGCACAGCCUCGCUACCACCCCCUCAUCCCCCCCUUUCUCCCUCUCAUCUCCCCCCCUGCUCCCUGUCAUGUCCCCACCUUCUCUCUCAUGUCACCCCCUUCUCCCGCUCAUUCCCCCCCAUUCUCCCUCUCAUUUCUUCCCCUUCCCCCUCUUAUAUCUCCCCCUACUCCCUCUCAUUCCCCCCAUGAAGCCCCUCAUUCCCCCCCUUUCUCCCUCUCAUCCUCCCCCCUGCUCACUGUUAUGUCCCCCCUUCUCUCGCUCAUGUACCCCCCUUCUUCCUCUCAUUUCCCCCCCUUAUCCCUCUCAUUCUCCCCCCUGCUCCUUCUCAUUCCCCCCUUAACCACUCAGUUAAAUGCCACAUAA